Ceraceosorus guamensis is the source of this 951-nucleotide messenger RNA. RefSeq lists its product as hypothetical. The transcript has 4 exons. The record is from RefSeq and is a predicted model, not a curated record. Bases 262 to 786 code for a protein of 174 amino acids. NCBI's taxonomy places the organism in Eukaryota, Fungi, Basidiomycota, Exobasidiomycetes, Ceraceosorales, Ceraceosoraceae. Gene Ontology annotation, molecular function: fatty acyl-CoA hydrolase activity.
CGGUCAGAAGUUUUACGAGUGGUCUAGCUGUGAUGGGAGCCAGAAGAGGCGUGGAACACACAACCCACCGGCACUCGUGACUCGGCUAGUCUGUUCAUGGUUUGGUGCUUCUUCAUACCUUGACCGCUAUAUAGCUUCAGGUUCGUCAUCGGAGGCUUGAUACCGAGUCCUGCAAUCGUGCUUUCACGUUGCUUGACAAGGCACAAACGCUUUCAGGCACGAUUGCACUUUGCAACGUCGUCAGACGAGCUGCUCCACACCAUGACGGCGGCGUCUCCCUGCUUGACGUUUACGAGAAGGGUAGCAGCAGCGUUCAUCAAGACCCAGGGGCACGAUGCGAAUUGUUUUCCGGCAAUGAAGAUUCUGUCGGCCAUACCUGGCACAGUCAGAGCCUCGGUCACGAUCAGGUCAGAGAAUCUCAAUCGGCUUGGAAGCUUGCACGGUGGGGCCAUUUGCUCUUUGACCGAUACGAUGGGCAGCCUAGCGCUGGCAACCAAAGGCUUGUACAGCACCGGCGUUUCCACUGAUAUCAACACCACUUUCGUCAAAGCAGGCGGAGGCGCCGGAGAUGAGGUGCACGCCAUCGGCACAGUAGUAAGCUUAGGGAAGACGCUUGCGACAACACGUUUCGAGCUGCGGCAUCCAGUUUCUGACGCUGUGCUGGCGUACGGCUCGCACACCAAGUUCGUUGGUAAAGCUUUGGGCCAUGCAGAGAAUGUUGAUUUCGACGAGACCGGAAAUCAUGUUCUCAAAGGCAGACCUCCUUCGGAAUGGCCGGCACACUAGAUUGGACCAUCUGCGCCGCAACUCAUUCCGAGGAAGUAGCCUUGAAGUCAUUGAGCUCAUCUCAGCAUCCGGCGCACAUCCUCCAAAGCUCCGUUUCUGUACCCUUGAAUGCUUGUAGUGUAUGCGCACAAGGACGCAUUGGAGCGAAUAGAAUUCGUGCCUCCU